UGACGGAAAGAAAUAAAAAGAAGAAGACAAACACGGGUGUCCUUGUGAACGUUGGCAUCCUCGCAAUUUUAUAUCCUACAUUUUUUUUUACAAUAAAUUACAGCUAUGAAGGUUAAUCCUGAUAAAUGGUACCGGAAUGCGUCAAUGCUGUAUGCUAUUGGUGUUUGGACCGUACUUGGUAGUUUAUUUUGUAAAUACAGGUUCGGAGAUAACGUAGCCAAAGUUGAACAGGUCGAUGACGACGAGCAUAACGUGGAGGUAUAUGAAACAAAAUAUACUCGGACCACAAUUAUCUACAAGAAGGAUUCUGUGCCAUAUUCCACAAUGCUUCUCAACUACAUCAAUUCUAAGUUUGGGAGCUCUAAAGAGAGUCAAAACAAGAAGACGGAAAUGAGCUGACUGUUUGCUUGCUUGGUUUUCAGAAGAAAAGAUUCAUUGUUUUUUCAUUUCUAAAUUAAAAAGCAAAAUCUGUGUUUUGCAAUGCUACGACAUGAAUAACGUAUCUGAUGGUUGGCUUUGGAGAUCUAAAGGUGAAUAUUUUGUUCGUUGCAUCGGUGUUAAAUAAACAGUUGACCCCAAAAAAGGAAAUUUAAUGAAGAGUUUACUCACAUUAAAGACAAGGGUGAUUUAGUUUUGCUUCCAGAACAGAUUAAUUGAAAUGUAACAUUAAGUUCCUUGUUCAGUGGAUCCUCUGCAGUGCAUGAGUGCUGUCAGAAAGAGUCAGAUGGCACCUCACAGCAAUCCACACCACUUCAGCCCACCACUUAAUGUCAUUAAAUAAAGUCAAAAGCUUUGUAAUAAA
Molecule: messenger RNA, 802 nt
Organism: Puntigrus tetrazona (Sumatra barb)
Lineage: Eukaryota; Metazoa; Chordata; Actinopteri; Cypriniformes; Cyprinidae
Product: small integral membrane protein 26-like
Exons: 2
Coding region: 106-399 (97 amino acids)
Cellular component (GO): mitochondrion
Source: RefSeq, a predicted model, not a curated record